Aaosphaeria arxii CBS 175.79 is the source of this 3075-nucleotide messenger RNA. RefSeq lists its product as uncharacterized. The record is from RefSeq and is a predicted model, not a curated record. Gene Ontology annotation, cellular component: membrane. The coding region runs from base 396 to 2816 and encodes 806 amino acids. The transcript has 3 exons. Gene Ontology annotation, biological process: transmembrane transport; metal ion transport. NCBI's taxonomy places the organism in Eukaryota, Fungi, Ascomycota, Dothideomycetes, Pleosporales. Gene Ontology annotation, molecular function: cobalt ion transmembrane transporter activity; magnesium ion transmembrane transporter activity; magnesium ion binding.
CCCCCCCCCCCCCCCCCAAGGCCCCCCAUCCAAGCAUCCAUGUUUCGAAAGAAGGGCACGCAGAUGAUCGCGGAAAAAUCGGCACUCUGAUCCCACAACCCCAAGCCUUUUCCCUCCGAGAAACUCGUUGGCAACUCUUACCUUGUCCCCCCAUUUCCAAUUCUUCUUCCCUUGCCAAACAUAACCAACUUUCCUAUCUCUUAAACAUUUAAACUACCCAGCGAACGGAUAGGUCGGCGAAUUGCGGACGUUUCGGCACCACGACGUACGACGAAGCUCUCUAGUCGUCCCUCAUUCCCAUCCGACGCAGCUUCAGCAGCAAGCUUCAAUAUUGUAUGAAUUAGAGCGGUUUUAAUCGUUCUGCGGCGGGUUUCUCUUGGAUUGAUGAUAGUGAGAUGGAGAAUGAUCCGAACCAGCCGUUGAGGAGGGCCACGACGGAGCCUACUCCUCCCCCCGCGCUGUCGCUGUCGCCUCCGCCUAUUACUGUCGUGCACGAGGAGGAGCACGCGGCCGGUGGGACGGCGCAAACGCACCCUCCUCCGCAAGUGACAUCCAUAUCUUUCGACACUCGUCCCGCAACUGCUACUCCUAACACCAACACUAAUACCGCUACCACCACUUCUUCGACACCGCGGCAGCAGCCUAGGACUUCGGAGGUGAGGAAUCGGAAGGGGAAUGGGCUUAGACGACAAGACACGCCGAAUUUGGAGUGGCAUGAUAGGUGGACGGCGGAUAGUUGGAAGCAUGGGAGGGUGCUGUUGAUUGAUUAUGUUGAUAAAGAACACACCACCGCGGGCCACCGCAAAGUCGUCGCCCAGGAAUUCUCCGACAUCCACGAGCUCCGCCGCUUCUACAUGAACUCCGACCUCUCCCACCAGGCGGCCCUGCGCGUCAUCCACGUGCAAAACGCCUCCUGGGCGACGCGCUUCCUCCUCCGGAAAUUCAACAUCGACGCCUCGGACGACCUCGUCGGCACCAACUUCGGCCGCUGGGCCAAGUACACGAAGCCCAAGGUUCGCGCCAACCGCCCCGUCCCGCACGGUAAGACGUUCCGCGCGCAGCGGGACCCGUGGAGGGGGAUCAGCAGGACGGCGUUUGGGCUGGACUAUCUGAGGCACUACGACAAGAAGAGGAUUUCGGAUGAUCAGGGGAUGAAGUUUAUGGAGUUGAACCAUUUUGAUGCUAAUGAUAAUCCGGCGUAUGGGUAUGAUAUCUAUGCGCAGCGGAUGUCGGUGUAUAUCCAGAUGAGCGAUGGCGAGCCGGGGAGGCCUAUGGAUCCGGAUAUUAGGAAUCCGUAUGAUGAGGAGGAGUACGAGGAGUAUCAGAGGCUUAAGAGGCAGUAUGAGGGCGCGGACGACAAUGCGCCGGAUGUGAACUAUGUCCCGAAGUUGCAGACGCUGGACAAUGGGACCACGAUUAUUCUGUUCGAGCAUUCUCAGUCGGGUUCGGUGCGAGAUACGUUGAUCGGUGCGAGACAGGAUGUGGAAUCUCGGUGGAGGCGAUUGACUUUCUACUUACCACCGGAAGAGACAUCAGACGACGACCGACUCGCCAUCGAAUGUAUGGAUUUCAUACUCCGCGAUAUAUUCAAAGCCCUAGCCAUGAAUUGGGACAAGUAUCUCAACCUCUGCGAAGCCCACGUCAGCAUCCUCGAAGACAAGAUCUACGAGAACCCCGCCGAUGAAUCCCGCGCGCCGGAGCUCUGGACCAACUCCAGCCUGUGGCUCAAAGUCGAGCGGCUGAUGUACAUCCACGUGGACAUCAUCUCCGAGAUGCAAAAGAACCUCAAGGAAGUCGUAACCUACGACCCAACAGCCGACGAACCGUGGCUCGCCGGCUCCGCCGAAGAAAUGGACCGCCUGACCAAGAACCACGAAGAAGGCAUCGUGAAACCCACCUCCAACCUCUCAGACCUCAUGUACAAAUCCGUCGGGAUCCGCGACGCGCGCAUCUCGAACCAACUCGGCCUCAGCAUGUGGCGCCUAUCCUGGAUAACCUUCAUCUUCCUGCCCCUGACCUUCGCGACGGGCUUCUUCGGCAUGAACGUCGACACGUUCGAGGAGAACCCGAGCAUAAAGUGGUUCUUCAUCGGCAUCUUCCCGCUCUUCGCCGUCGUCCUCAUCUGCUGGUACGGCAUCAAGCACACGCUGACCGCGAAGCGCCAGGACACCCUCCGCCGCGGCGUCUACGAGUCGCUCUUCUUCGACUUCUCCAACGACCACCCGAACCUGUGGACGCGGCGCGGGCCCCGCCAGGGCAUCGUGCCCGUCGGCCGCUGGUCCGCAAUGAAGUGGCGCCUCAUCACCCGCUGGUUCAACCCGGAGACCACCGUCGCUGCGAAAUGGGACCAGGGCGACGAGGCGCUGGGCUUCUGGAGCAGAGUCAAGCGCCACCUCGCGCGCCGCUGGCUCGAGAACCUCGUCGUCAUGCCCUCCAUGGCUAAGGACGCGGAGUCCCAGUCUGACCUCGAGGCCACGGGCAACAAGGAGGGGUCCAGCGCUGUCAACGAUCUGUCGGCCGCUUCCGCGCCCACGUCGCCGGCGGGAACCACGGGGUUCAGGAAGACGCCGCUGCAGAGGUUCAGGAGCUUGUCGUCGUCGAGGAGCGGCGAGCAGGGCAGCAGGCCGGGAAGCGAGAUGAUGGUCGAGGAGAAGAGCGCCGACGAACAGGACGACGAUAACAGCAAUAACGACGACGCUGCUAGCACGUCGAGGAAGAAGAGGAGGAAGAGCAGAUCGGUCGCUUCUACCGGGAGCAGAUCGGCGUCGCCGUUCCUGCUGCAUCCUGGCGAGGCUAAGGUCAUCGCUACGAAGUAGACAGACCUAGAUGGGCACAAUGGUCUUUCUCUCUGGGAGAUUUUCUGCCUUGGAAAAAUGGCGAGUGUGGUGAUGGAAUAAUGUAUUGACGACUUGACGAUUGGGAAUAUGUACAUAUCCUCUGGUUUUUUGUAUUGAUAUCCCAGCUGUAGGAUUGGGUCCUUCUGUUGCUAUGCAGGGCGAAGAUGCAAUACAGAUGUUGUAUGUACAUUUAGCGAGCGCGCGCAUCAUAUAGUAAAGCAUUAUUACGACAUUUGUA